Messenger RNA from Xenia sp. Carnegie-2017, 3951 nucleotides. RefSeq lists its product as uncharacterized. The record is from RefSeq and is a predicted model, not a curated record. Gene Ontology annotation, molecular function: G protein-coupled receptor activity. Gene Ontology annotation, biological process: cell surface receptor signaling pathway; G protein-coupled receptor signaling pathway. Bases 517 to 3249 code for a protein of 910 amino acids. Gene Ontology annotation, cellular component: membrane. The transcript is spliced from 2 exons. NCBI's taxonomy places the organism in Eukaryota, Metazoa, Cnidaria, Anthozoa, Malacalcyonacea, Xeniidae.
ACACUCUAGUAAUUCCACCCUCUUCCUGUUGUACAUAAAUCAGCUCUUGGUAGCUUAGUAACGAUGCGCAUAGCGUGUAAUAUAUGACACAGACGUUAAACUCAACUAUAUACAGCCUUUAUCAAAAAUCAUCAUCGUUUAGCGAUUCGUGUUUCAAUGUGUUAUACCUUUUUGCGGUGAUGUGAUCUCAUUAAUUUUCUGUCUCUUUUCUAAACAAACAUCUUCCUCUCUUCAGCUUGUAAUUUAUGUCUUAUGAAAUGUAUUUAUUGAUUAGCAAACCAUAAAUAGCUUGAUGUCUCGACCCCCUCGACCUUUUCUAAUUUCUUUUUCUAUAAGCAUUGAAUAUUCCAGUAAGUCUACAUCCUUUCUUUUGUGCACAAACCAGUUCUUAAAAUAAAUUUGCUACGUUGACUCCACCCGUUAUGCAGUGGUUUAUAUAUAACUGUGAUUAAUCAUCAUUAAUGCUUCCUGUCUUCCACACUGGUUCUACGUGAAAUUGGCAAAUUAAUAAUAAAUAUGUCAGAUCUGAAUACGGCGAUGUAUUUUUUUAUCAUCUUAAAUUUAAAUUUCGUUUGGGUUGUAAGCGAUAAGAAAAAUGCUACGUCGGAACAAUUAGUCGACCCAAACGAAAUGUACGAAUUGUUGUCUUGCAACUUCGGUGGUCACGCAGGCAAAAAGUUCAAAGAAGAUUUCGAGAGUUUACAAAAUUACAACACCACAAACAUCACUGGUGAAUGUCAAAUACCAGAGCUUUCAUGUCGUGGUUGUUGUUCCAAUGAUUGUAAAUCAUCUUACUGUCGAUGUGAUUCGUCAUGUUCUUUAUUUGGUGAUUGUUGUAAUGAUUAUGAAAGAUAUUGUGCAAAAGAAAAUCCUGUCGUUAGAAAUGUCUCUCUGGCUUCGUGUAUUCGUCAUGUGACGAAGAAAGACUUAGGAUAUAAUGAAUACUCGAAGUACUCGUUAAUAGUCAAUAAAUGUCCGUCAACAGAACAAAAACUUGUAAAAAAAUGUAUAACUGCAAAUGAUGUGGAUUUUAUUGUUAGCAAUCUUCGUCGAAUUAUUCCUGUUGUAAGUAAACAUAAUGUCACUUACAGAAAUGAAUUUUGUGCCAAAUGCAACGGUGUCCACGACUUUGAAUAUUACGGAUUUGACAUGAAGUGUAGCGUUGUGCCUCCUUCCUUUCGUUCACUUAAAGAUCUUGAAAAAUUUGCUUCAAGAUAUUGUUCAACGAAAGACGAUUUGAGGAUUUUUAGAAAGGAGAACCAGCCACUUCGUGACUGUCAGAAAUCUAGGAACGAAAUUUGCUCAACAUUAAGAUAUGACCCUGCUAAAUUUAUUCCCUGUGGUUACAGUUGCCGCCGCAAUGGAACAGGUAGUAUAUUUGAAAGAAGGUCAAGACAUUUUACAAGAAAAUUUACAGAUCGAUCAAGGCCAUACUCAGAUAUUUUAAGAUCUUUUAAACAAUUUACAGUUCGUCUGGAUUUGUCUCGUGGCGAAACUAUAGUUGAAGUGGAAAAAGCUAAUUGUGCAGGAUUUUAUGAUCCAUAUUUGGAAACUUGUCGUAAAGGAAAGCUCGUGACUUUCAGCGAUAAAGAAAAUUUAGAUAUAUAUGAUGUUGCUGUUUGGCUUGAUUACGGCGAACAUGAUAAAAACGUGAGUUUGUACGUUGAUGAUCUUAUAAUGAUUAACGGCAGUUCUGGCGUUGCAAAGAUUUUCCAACUUAAUGCUUCUCAUGUUCAUGACGUGGAGUAUGAGCGCGAUAGUUUAUUAUACGAUGAACGCAAGUACAGAGCUUUUAGUUUCCAACUCAAGCUGACUCCUGAACAAUCUUUAGGUUUUGCAAGAUAUAACACUUCUAAAAAAUCCAAUCUCUUUAAUUCGUCAUUCCGUGCGAAUAAGUCUAGUAUUUACACCAUUAAAAAACUUCUCUUUUUCACACAAGAUUUUAACGUGACAGUUACAGUUAGCAAAAAUUCACAUUAUUUAAAAGAAGGUACUACGUUUUUACUGACAGUAUUUAAGACAACCUCUCGUCGACUGGCGUGUAUUCGAAAGCAAUUCUAUUCUAAAGAUGCUUAUAAAACAAUUGAAAAUGGUGAAUUCUACAUUAUCAACGCGACAGGUAAAACAUAUCCAAAGACAGAGGUGUUUGUCGAACCUGACAACCAUACAAUUUCCGUGUGUGAAGAGAUUGUACACUCGACUUGUUAUGGAAGAAGAGUUAAUCUUUCUUCGGAAGAAUACGUGAAGUUUAAGAAUUUGAGUAUAUUUUAUAACCGAACACAAAAGAUAUAUGAUUUUGGUGAAUAUGAUAUAAGAAAUGGUGAAAUCUUUAUUUGUAUUUCUGAUGGUUUGCAAAAUAAAACCAGAACCAUUAAUUGGACUGCUGAUUCUUCAACCACCGUCGGAGAAUACUUAACUUUUUUUGGCCUUAUUAUUUCAAUGGUUUCGUUAUUUCUGGUUAUCAUCACUCAUUUUUUAUUUCCUGAACUACGUAAUCUACCUGGUAAGAACGUUAUGAAUUUAUCGAUAUCGCUCUUUCUUGUUCAGUUAUUUUGGCUGCUACCAGACAUGGACAAUCAUGACGUGUUGUGUCACGUGAUGGCUGCCCUGAAACAUUACUUAUUUCUCGUAUCAUUUGUCACCAUGGCAAUGAUUGCGUGGGACACUCUUAAGACAUUCGCCAGCAAAACGGUAGCAAAGAAGCGCUCAAAAAGUGAAGAAAACAAGAAAUUCUUUAAAUGUGCGGUAAUCACGUGGACUCUUCCUGCUUUAUUUGUAAUCAUAUGUGUUGUGUUGGAUCGCACUGACAGUUACGCUGUUUAUGUUAAUGAUUUGGUGUGUUGGUUUGAUAACGAACAUGCUCAAAAUUAUCUAUUCGUACUUCCAGUUGGCAUCCUUCUACUUUUCAACGUGGUAGUUUUUUCCCUCACUGUAUAUUAUAUACAACGUUCUAGUUCUGGUGCUUCUAUUAUUCACCAUGGGGAAGGACAUCGUCGAAAAAUGCUUUGGAUCUAUAUUAAAAUCUCAUCCUUAAUGGGUUUCAGUUGGUUAUUUGGUUUCCUCUACUUGGCCGUAGGUUCUCUUGCUUUCUCGUACCUGUUCGACAUCUUUGCUUCCUUACAAGGUGUUUAUAUCGCUGUCGCUUUUGUGAUGAAGAAAACUAUCUGGCAGAAGUAUAAACAACUUUUUGCACGAAGACGCACGACAUGUAGACGGACUUCGAUAAGCACCAGGGAAGCAAGACUUUGAGUAUGAAGUUGAAAAACUGUCGUUUUUUUUUUGAUUUUUGGAUUCGCCCAUGUGAAUAAAACUUUUAUCUAUCUUCUUAACAUUAAAUGACUGUGAUUCGUAGUGUACUAGUUAUUAGUUAUAUGCUCAUUUUUAUAUGAUCUUAUCAGCACAAUUAAAAGUCGGAAAUAAACGAUAGCAUUUUUAAAACUUUUAUUUGCAAACAUGUUUCGACUUAACUCUAACUGUAAGUCAUCUCAAGUGCGAAUGGAUAGAUGAAAUACUAUACUGUGUGGAAUAUACAAGAUAGACACAUGAUACAUUGAGGUAUUCUUCAGUGAAUAUAGUUGUAACCUUAACAAACAAGUCCAGCAUUUCAACAGAAUCUUUCAGCGAAAACUUCCUUCUUUUCUCGCUCACCUGCUACACACAUCCCGCAUCUGGUCAAUAAUCCAUAUUAAUUUGGAAAUAAUUCACCGAGUAUUACCUAAUAUUUCUAUCUUACAUAUUUCACACUGUAAUUAAUUGAACCAUAAUCCAUUUUAACUGCAGAUGGCUUAUAGCUAAGUCGAAACAUGUUUGCAAAUGAGAGUUUUAAAAAUACUGUCUUUAUUCAAAGUAUUUAAUUAUUUGAGUUCCUCGAAGUAAUAUCAAUAUAUCAAAAGUCACGAUUAAUGUAGUCAUUUUUUUAAUAAUUAAAGUUACAAUUUUUCUUCAUAUCUA